Messenger RNA from Perca flavescens (yellow perch), 1527 nucleotides. It is a transcript of the gene coa3b, whose product is annotated as cytochrome C oxidase assembly factor 3b. The record is from RefSeq and is a predicted model, not a curated record. NCBI's taxonomy places the organism in Eukaryota, Metazoa, Chordata, Actinopteri, Perciformes, Percidae. Gene Ontology annotation, biological process: mitochondrial respiratory chain complex IV assembly. The transcript has 2 exons. The coding region runs from base 55 to 330 and encodes 91 amino acids. Gene Ontology annotation, cellular component: mitochondrial inner membrane.
AGUCAUUCCCGUCCGGUUCAUUCAACUUCAAGCAGCUGAUUAUCCAAACAAGUCAUGGCGGAGCUAGGCGCAGAAGGAUCCGCAAAACCUCUACUGACCGCGGCGGAGAAACAACUCCUCCGCCGACGACAAGAGCUCAACUACUGGAAGCAAAACGCAUCGCGGAUCCGCAGCCGGAACCUGGUGACCGGCCUGGCUAUUGGAGCGUUUGUGGUCGGCUUGUUCAGCUACACCAUCCUGUCCGUCAAACAGGAGAGAAUCAUGGACGAGUUGGACGAAGAAGCCAAGGUCCACAUCAUCAGAGGGCCGCGGACCGGCGCCAACUCCUGAUGGCACCGACCAUGAACCGUCCUGGACUUGCUGUAGAGUUGGAUGCAUAGACUGUAUGGUGACAUCGCUGUGGCAUGUGAUGAGGCACGUCUGCUGAGCUUACUAAAGACACAUUUCCAUUUCAUUUCAACUUCAUUUUUGUUGUUGUUGUUGUUGGGGGAUUUCCAUUUGGAAACAGCUGUGGAUAGUGGGGCUGGGACGAUAUGCGCUUGUCCCGAUUCCAUUCUUUCACGAUACAUGGGUGCAGAUUUGACUUGUAUUGCAAUUUUCAUGGAUUGCGAUUCAAUAGCAUUGAGUGUUGCGAUUUUUUAAUUUAAUUUUUUCCUUUAACAAAACAAAAGUUGAAUGAUUAAUACACCUCUAGAGACAACAUAUCAUGAUACAUAAUAGUUUUCUAAGAAGAAUGCACGUCACAUGUCAGUCAGUCAGACAUUUAUUUUAUUUAUAAAGAAGAACAUAACAUGGAUUCUCUGCGUUUUCUGCUUUCCGUCAGAUUCGCUGGAAAUGGAUAUGAUGUAGUCGCCGUCGGCGGUACCGUAUAAACAGAAAAUACGUGAAUAUACUACGUGAUAUAAUACGUGAAUCAUUGGUAAAAAACAUAAAUACUGAUUGUGGGGAAAAGAAUGGAUUUUAAAAAUCGUCACACAAAAAAAAUCACGAUACAUAGGAUUAGGAUUUUUGAUUAACAGUGGAUAGCAUCGGGGUACCACCUCGGUCAACGUUCCGAGCGAGCAGAGCCAAUACUAGGAGGAGGAGUUUAAACACUGCUUGACCAUUGAUUGGUCAAAGAGAUGUCAAGCUAAUGUCAAUAGUGACCACAAUUUCUUGAGGAACUCGGGACAGAUUUAAAAAAAUAAAAAAUGGCAGCCUGCAAACCGCGCCAGGGUCAAUUGACAAAGUCCAGACGUUCCUCUGUUUGGUUUCCGAUGAAAGGAUCCAGGAUCUCAAAGAAAACCAAAUUUGAGGAAAACACCUGGUACCAAAAGUGAGCCGAGUCGAGCUGAACCGUGCUGUAGAAUCGAGGCAUUACAUACAACCUGCCACUCCAGUUUAUAUGAGGAAAUUACAAAUGUUUUCAUUGCUUCUUUUCUGUUUGGAAAUACAUUUAAAAAAAUAUAUAUCUGUUGUCGAAAUUAUUGUUCUGAACUAUUUUCUGGAUUAAUAUCAACCUACUUUGAAUAAAGCAUAGCCUCGACA